AUGGAAAGCUUUUCCAAAGUGAUCAGCUUCUACCAGAUACUAGCUCUGCAUUGGUUCAGUUACAAACGAAAUAAGGUGAUAGACUGCGAAAUUAUCUUCUUCAUUAUUUUGAACUUUUGUUGUGUCACCGUUCUUUUGUACUGGAUCUACCGACACCCAUCGUUGGUAAUAUUCACCGAAAGUGCCCUUGGGUAUGUGGUGGAUUAUUUCAAGUACCUUCUGAUGAUAUUCACGUACUACUCGCUGUUUGUGGAAAGUGGCUUUCAAGCGGGAAUUCUGCGUCAAGUUUGGAAAGAGCUGGAACAAUUCCAGCACAUUCUACCCCGUGCUGGAUGGGCAUCUCAGCAGCGAUGUCACUUCGUUAUUGUUGCCUGCUUCGUCUUCUAUAUGACCUGGUGGGAGAUUACGUACGCAUACUGUAUUUGUAAAACGGAUCGAUGUUUGAACUUUACUAUUUUGUUUUGGAUAUUGUUUUUGCUGCUCCAUUUGCGACAGUUGCAGAUCUUACUCUAUACCAAUCUAGUGAGCUUUUGCUUGAAUACACUGAACACAGAGCUGCUCUGGACGAUCGAGCUGAGCAGGGGUGCCAGCAGAUAUGGUGGUGCCCGCAGUGAUGGUAAGAUCUGUGGCAAUUUACGCACGCUGCUGGAUGUGUUCGCACGUACCGAACAUCUGAUCGAAUUACUUAACCGAGCAUUUGGAUACUCGUUUACCAUCAUCAAGUUGAUCAACCACAUCUACAUACUGACCGACACGUACUGGAUUGUGCAGGGCUUCAUAAACGGAAGAGUCCUCGGUUCACUGUGUAUGUGUUGGACACGGUCUUGCACCAGAAGCUAG
Molecule: messenger RNA, 840 nt
Organism: Anopheles marshallii
Lineage: Eukaryota; Metazoa; Arthropoda; Insecta; Diptera; Culicidae
Exons: 1
Coding region: 1-840 (279 amino acids)
Biological process (GO): sensory perception of taste
Cellular component (GO): membrane
Source: RefSeq, a predicted model, not a curated record